Molecule: messenger RNA, 1086 nt
Organism: Rhipicephalus sanguineus (brown dog tick)
Lineage: Eukaryota; Metazoa; Arthropoda; Arachnida; Ixodida; Ixodidae
Exons: 4
Coding region: 98-919 (273 amino acids)
Source: RefSeq, a predicted model, not a curated record
GCAAGGUAUUGUGCCCGAAAAUUACAAUCGCUACCGGAGAACUAUAUAAUAACCAGCGGUAGGGCACAAUUUCGCAGUUCCGCAGGAAGCAGCCGCCAUGAAGGCCUUCGUUGCAAUCUCCCUCUUGUCAGCAGUAUCCCUGGCUUAUGCUGCGCCAAGAUCCGCGUCAAAGUCUGACUUGGGCGUUAGCUUCGGCGCUGGACCUUUCGGAGCAGGAUCGGCUGGACUAUCUGGGCCUGUUGGCGCAGGCCUUUCAGGUGGAGCAGGCCCUAGCAGUUCAUCCGGAUUUAGUGCUCCUGGCGGACUAAGUGUAGGAGUUGCAGGUCUCCCGAGUGCUUCCAGCUCUUUCUCUGGAGGUUUCGGUGGUUUGGCUGGCGGUUUCCCUGGCGCCUCUGCUAGCGGCCCGAGUGCAGCAUCCUUCUCUGGUUCUGGUCCUUCCGUCGGUGCCCGCCCUGAAUCAGCUGGAGCUCCUGGACUUAGCGCUGGAGUCUCAGGUGGCCUAGCUGGUGCCCAUGGAGCCUUCCUUCCUAGUGGAGGCGUCUUUGGUUCAUGGGUUCCUGGCGCCUACAACGUAUGGCCAGUGUACAGCCCAGAAUAUUACGGAUACGGUGGCGUCCCUCUUGUUGGCGGAUAUGGCUACGGUCCUUUCGUAGGCGCCUUCGGUGAUAGCGGUUUCUGGGACGGCCUCGGUGGUUAUGGCUACCCUGCCUUCGGAGGCUCCUGGCUUCCGUAUGGUUUUGGAGGCUUUGGAGCUUCUCCGUCUGCGGCUGGUUCCGCUGGCUCUGGCGCCUCUUCCUCUGCAUCAGGUUCUCUCGGCAGCCGGGGCGCAGCUGGAGGCUUUGGAGGAGUAUCUGGAGCAGGAGCAAGUGGAUCUGCCGGUACGAGAGGCCUCAGCCAACCAUCAGCCAAGCUGAACUGACAUCCUACCUUGUACACUCUACACGAUCCAAUCCUAAAUCUCGGACAACUAAAGAAUCCAACAAGACGCUUCAACGUGUUAAAUAGACAGUUCCCCAGCACGCGUUCAAGAAUCACACAAUGAAUAAAAUAGCCCAGUUCCUAAUGAAAUAAAGUUCUUUGUAGUAA